CGUCCAGUUAUGUUGUUGUAAAUAUUGUCCUAGGUUACACAGUGAACAUGAAAAUAACCUAGUAGAGUUAAGAAAUAACUAUUACCAAAUACAUCAGAAGCUGUUUUGACAGUAUUUAGAUUACAAGUGAACUAUUCAAAUGUUUAUGCACAAGCUGAAAUAAUAUGAAUAACAUUUUUAUUUCCUGUGGUAGUAUAUAUAUAUUAUGAAUAUUGGUGGUAACAAUGCACACAGCAAUGGCUUGCUUUUCGCUGGAUUCAAUCAAGAUCAAGGAUGUUUUGCAUGUGGUAUGAAUGAUGGUUUCCGUGUGUAUAAUUGUGAUCCUGUAAAGGAGAAGGAAAGGCAGGACUUUAAUGAUUGUGGCAUUGCCCAUGUAGAAAUGUUGUUUCGAUGCAAUUAUUUAGCUUUGGUUGGUGGAGGUAGCAGUCCCAAAUUUCCUCCCAAUGAAGUAAAAAUUUGGGAUGAUCUGACAAAGAAGUGUGUCAUUUCAUUGGAUUUCUCCAGCGAUGUCAAGGGUGUAAAACUUAGGAGGGAUUGGAUUGUGGUUGUGUUGGAUACCAUGAUCAAAGUUUACACCUUUACAAGAAACCCACAACAACUACACGUGUUUGAAACUUGUCCUAACCCGAAAGGUCUAUGUGUUCUGUGUCCAAGUAGCAGUAAUUCCUUGUUGGCGUUUCCAGGUCGAAAGCCUGGCCAUGUGCAAGUCGUAGACCUGUCAAGUACAGAAAAACCACCUAGCGAAAUAGAUGCUCACGAAGCAGUGCUUAGUUGCAUGUCACUAAAUUUAAACGGAACCAGACUCGCCACAGCUUCUGAAAAGGGUACAUUGAUUCGUGUAUUCGACACAGCCACCAAUCAGCAACUUCACGAAUUACGACGAGGGGCUGGAAAUGCGAACAUAUACUGUAUUAACUUUAAUCACGACUCAUCUUUACUCUGCGUAUCAAGUGAUCAUGGAACUGUUCAUAUUUUCGCUGUCGAGGAUCCAAGAAGAAACAAAACGUCCAGCUUGUCAUCAUCGUUACUACCAAAGUACUUUAGUUCGAAGUGGAGCUUUUCCAGAUUUCAAGUUCCCAGCUCGUCACAUUGUAUUUGUGCGUUUGGCGCAGACAAAAACUCCGUCGUUGUGAUAUGUGCUGACGGAAGUUAUUACAAAUUUAUUUUUAACAACAAGGGGGAGUGCACGCGUGACUCGUACCACGACUUUCUUCAAAUGACGGAUAACGAUUAAGCGAUAAUUGCGCGGGAAACUUUCAACGUCUUUGGGACUCGAAUGGAUGGUUGCUAUAUCGAUCUGUUGUGGUUUUUGGCAAUACGCCUUUGGGCUGAAACAGUCAGAUUUUUAAUCAUGUUAACUUGAAUCAGAUAGCAAGUUUGGUUAUCUGUAAUACUUCGGAAAUUGAGGAAGUCCCAGGAUGCAUUCGUUUCUUAAGUGUACACUUUACGCGAAUUGUCUAUCCAUUUUCUAGCUGCUUUAACCUACUUUUCAAUUAGAAAGCGAAGCAUAACUACAAAUAGUCCUCCCUGUUCUAACUGACUACUCCAGGGUAGUGUAGUCAAAUUCCUUUUCUCUGAAUAACACGCUUGCGUUACACCAGAAAGUUCAGAAUAAAAUUUUGCAGAAUAUAUUUUAGCAGAGAUAUGUAAAUAUUUUUUAUAUCUUACCGCAUUUAUUUUAAUUUUUUUUUGUCAUAUCGUAAAUAAAAACUUAAAUAUAACAA
Hydractinia symbiolongicarpus is the source of this 1724-nucleotide messenger RNA. Its product is annotated as WD repeat domain phosphoinositide-interacting protein 3-like. The coding region runs from base 206 to 1234 and encodes 342 amino acids. Gene Ontology annotation, biological process: protein localization to phagophore assembly site; autophagy of mitochondrion; protein lipidation. NCBI's taxonomy places the organism in Eukaryota, Metazoa, Cnidaria, Hydrozoa, Anthoathecata, Hydractiniidae. Gene Ontology annotation, cellular component: phagophore assembly site membrane; cytosol; extrinsic component of membrane. The transcript has 10 exons. The record is from RefSeq and is a predicted model, not a curated record. Gene Ontology annotation, molecular function: phosphatidylinositol-3,5-bisphosphate binding; protein binding; phosphatidylinositol-3-phosphate binding.